ACAGUGUGUGUACCUGUCAGUGGUAAACCAUAAUAACUGUCUCUGUUUUACUCUCUGACACAGCCUUAGCUGCUGUGUUCAGCACAAGGCAUCUUCAAUCAUACAACUGUCAAGCAAACACUGCAAUUAUGACAACAAAGCUGCGCUCAAUCCUGAGCAGAAGCUCACAGCUUCUCUUUCUUGAUGUCUGUGAGAUGCUGUACUUGUGCCCCCUCUGCUGGGCCUUAUAGAAAGGAUGUACGGUAUGUGUUAGAAAUCAGGUACGGGAAGCAAAGCAUAUCAACACAUUCAAGGCCAGGCUGACUAACAGUUAUUUUAUAUCGUCCUUUAAUCUGUUGUUGUUGUUAGACUAUAAAAUGUCAGAAACAGGAGAGAAAUUCUCAUCAUAGUUUCCAAGAUGAAGAAGAUGACCUCUUUAUACUACUUUUUUUUGCCUGAGCAACACUCAUUUUUUUAUUAUUUGAAACAGUGACAACCAGCUAAUUUUUCUCAGUUUAGAUGCUGGAAAACACCAAAUAUUUAUCUUUUUUGUUGGAAAAAUAUCCUCCUCCUGUUUUAGCACUGGGCCCAAUUAUGAGCUAACUUAAUUGUGGCUAUUGUUUUUGCAUGAACAGGUAAAGAAAGAACGAAAGAAAGAAAGAAGGGACAGGUUUUUGAGUGUUUUGGCCUGCACUAAAGGCAUGUUGCAUUCAUGUCCCUGUUAAAUGCACCACAUGGUAGCCUAAACUAUUUUUUUAGCUGAAUGACAAAAAAGGCAGUUAUAUCAACGGAAUAUUUAUUUUGUUAAUAUUUUGUUUCAGAAACAGACCGUUACGUGGGGUCAAACGAAGAUGACGAAUCUGAAAGUGUGUUGUUUUAUUUACAUUUAUAAAUAGUCAUCGCGUGGCCACCGUUUUUCUCUCCCUAAACGUCUCAUUUUACAGUUUAAGGUGUUAACCGUUACACUAAAAAGCCAUCCUCCUUGCCCCUUUCACAAUGAAAGUAUUACACCGAUAUGUAAAGAAUAAACGUGCACUUUGAAUCUGAAAAUUCCGUUUACCAAGAAGGCAACCUCGGUCUGGAGAGCCUUUCAGUUCUGUGACGUAGGACGUCAAUGCGUACUGCGCAACGCACGUUUGUGUCCAGGAGCGCCAUUGGAAGUUUGAAGAGGCCGGCUACGUUGUCCCCAUUGAAGGGGCACCUUCUAGUCACACGGACCCAUCAUGUAUCGUUCCAAACCAACCCUGAAGGACCGACAGCACCUGUACAAGCUCAUCAUAAGCCAGCUGCUCUACGACGGAUACACCAGCAUCGCCAACAGUCUCAUCACUGAGGUCAAACCACCUAAUGUAGUGUCGCCCUCUGAGCAGCUGAUGCAGCUGGCAAAGACAGGGAUGGAGAACGACGACACUGCAGUUCAAUAUGCCAUCGGGCGCUCGGACACAGUGGCGCCGGGCGUGGGCAUUGAUAUGGAGUUUGAUGCCGAUGUCCAGUCCAUGUCCCCGGAGGCGUCGGAGUAUGAGACCUGCUACGUAACAUCGCACAAGGGCCCGUGCCGCGUCGCCUCAUACAGCCGAGACGGCCAGCUGAUCGCCACUGGCUCUGCCGACGCGUCCAUCAAGAUCCUGGACACCGAACGCAUGCUGGCCAAGAGUGCUAUGCCUAUUGAGGUGAUGAUGAAUGAGACAGCGCAGCAAAACAUGGAGAAUCACCCCGUGAUCCGGACACUGUAUGACCACGUAGACGAGGUCACCUGCCUCGCCUUCCAUCCCACUGAACAGAUUCUAGCCUCUGGCUCAAGAGAUUACACCCUCAAGCUGUUUGACUACUCAAAGCCCUCUGCAAAAAGAGCAUUUAAAUACAUACAGGAAGCCGAAAUGCUGCGUUCGAUCUCCUUCCACCCAUCGGGCGACUUCCUGCUGGUGGGAACGCAGCACCCCACCCUCCGCCUCUACGACGUCAACACCUUCCAGUGCUUCGUGUCCUGCAACCCGCUGGACCAGCACACGGACACCAUCAGCGGCGUCGGCUACAACCCCAGCGCCAACAGCUACGUCAGCUGCAGCAAGGACGGCAGCAUCAAGCUGUGGGACGGCGUCUCCAACCGCUGCGUGACCACCUUCGACAAGGCCCACGACGGAGCCGAGGUGUGCUCCGCCAUCUUCUCCAAGAACUCCAAGUACAUCCUGUCCAGUGGCAAAGACUCCGUGGUCAAACUGUGGGAGAUCUCCACGGGCCGGACACUGGUCAAGUACACAGGGGCGGGGCUGAGCGGCCGUCAGAUGCAUCGCACGCAGGGCGUGUUCAACCACACGGAGGACUACGUGCUGCUGCCGGACGAGCGCACCAUCAGCCUGUGCUGCUGGGACUCCCGCACAGCCGAGAGGAAGAACCUGCUGUCUCUAGGCCACAACAACAUUGUGCGCUGCAUCGUCCACUCGCCCACCAACCCCGGCUUCAUGACCUGCAGCGACGACUUCAGGGCCCGCUUCUGGUACCGCCGCACCACCACGGACUGAGGCUGCCCUCCUCCUCUCCACUCUCACUCCAUCGCCACUCGUCCGAGAACCUAACAGGAUGCUGGACUCUCUGUGAACUCGCCACUUCCUUCUGAUCUGUGGUGACUUUCAUUUGUGAUUUGCAGUGGAACUUCUUGGGCAGCACUUAAAGGGUAACUUCUAUAUUUUUCAAUUUCAAAAUUUGUUGCCCCCUCAGUCACGUAGGCCGUGGUUUCACUUUUCGGCGCAACUUCUGUGAUUGAAUGGGCGUAUGAGUCUCCACACGACCUGACUGAUUGGAUAUAUUCGUGGUCAAAGGAGCGGCUGUAAAACAGGGGAACGCAUCUCGUUUCCUAAAAAUUGUUCACGGUAAAAGUCCUCCGUAAUUUAGUUUAAAUUGAAAGCUUUUAUUUUGAACUGUUGGGUUCUCAGGACUCGGACAGCAGGUGUCGGCUCUGUUCUCUUCGAGAUGAAGAUGAUGGAGACGUUUUGAUAACUUGUCUGGAUUGUGUCCACACCUCACGGGGGAACUCAACUCGAGCCAGACCGCCUCGCUCUGCGGUCUGGCUGAUGUCACCACGGCCUGAGACACAACAACAUGGCAAAACAGGUUGAAAAAUACUGACGUUACCCUUUAAGAAGAGGAGUUGCAUCUUCUUAAGAGCAAAGCAGCAUUUCUUUACAUCUUUUGUCUUUUUGAUAAUCACACUUUGAGAAUGAACCUGAAAGACCUUUUUAAAACUCUGCUCGGAUACUUCAACUCUUUUCAGAUUUCUCAGCUGUAUGUUAUCUUCGACAACUGAGUUGUGUUGUUGUCUUUUCUUCCCCACUUUUCUAUUUUGUCUGCGUCCUUUGUUGUAAUUCAGUAAUUUUUAAUAAACAAUUAAAAGGAACAAGCCUUUUCUGUGA
This is a messenger RNA of Anarrhichthys ocellatus (wolf-eel), 3386 nucleotides long. RefSeq names its product cleavage stimulation factor, 3' pre-RNA, subunit 1 (gene cstf1). The transcript has 6 exons. NCBI's taxonomy places the organism in Eukaryota, Metazoa, Chordata, Actinopteri, Perciformes, Anarhichadidae. The record is from RefSeq and is a predicted model, not a curated record. Gene Ontology annotation, molecular function: protein binding; RNA binding. Gene Ontology annotation, cellular component: mRNA cleavage stimulating factor complex. Bases 1203 to 2498 code for a protein of 431 amino acids. Gene Ontology annotation, biological process: mRNA 3'-end processing.